Molecule: messenger RNA, 6007 nt
Organism: Lactuca sativa (garden lettuce)
Lineage: Eukaryota; Viridiplantae; Streptophyta; Magnoliopsida; Asterales; Asteraceae
Gene: ATG2
Product: autophagy 2
Biological process (GO): piecemeal microautophagy of the nucleus; autophagy of peroxisome; autophagosome assembly
Cellular component (GO): phagophore; phagophore assembly site
Molecular function (GO): protein-membrane adaptor activity; phosphatidylinositol-3-phosphate binding
Source: RefSeq, a predicted model, not a curated record
GAAAGAUUCGAAGCAAGUCUCAAGGAGACUUGGAAGCUUGAGGAAAUCCCUGUAUUUGUCUGUUUACUUCUCAAUCAACACAAUCAUUAUAUUAAACUUUCAUCCCAAUCUUUCUCUCUCUUCCUGCUUGGAUGGACGCGAAAGCUUCGACCUUUCUCAAUCAGGAUUCACGACCAAAUUCUCCGUUUCCAAAACCCUAAUUCUUCUCAGAAGCCCUAAACAUUAAAUUUCUUAGAAAGAUGCUUUCUAACUUCGCCAAAUCGGCGGAGUCGGUCUUCUAUCGGUUGGCCAUAAAGAAGGUGUGCAAGUUUUUGUUGAAGAAGAAAUUAGGGCAACUUAUUCUUGGCGACAUCGAUCUUAAUCAGCUUGAUGUUCAGCUUAGCAACGGCACAAUUCAGCUUUCUGAUUUGGCACUUAACGUCGAUUUUAUUAAUAAGAAGUUUGGUGAAGCAGCCGUAUUGGUUGUUAAAGAAGGAUCCAUAGGUUCUCUAACAGUUAGACUUCCAUGGAAGCGUAGAAAUUGUGAAAUUGAGGUUGAAGAACUCGAAAUUGUCCUUGCUCCUGGUAGGAAAAGAAGUUCUCAAGCCGCAGACGAACCUUCUACUUCUGGUCAAGAUAGUAAUACCUACACCAGUCAUGGAUUCACGACACCAGAACAAGAUUUGGUCAACAGUACAAUGACAAAUCCUUCUGUGGACAUUCAUGAAGGAGUCAAAACCAUUGCUAAAAUGGUUAAAUGGUUGCUCACAAGCUUUCAUGUCAAAAUCAAGAAAAUGAUUGUUGCCCUUGAUCCAUUUCUAGAAGAACCAAAAGAAAAAGGGUUUUCCAGGACCUUGGUAUUACGAAUUGGUGAAGUGCAAUGUGGAACUGGAAUUUCUGAAGAUGUUGACCUUGAUAGUCAAAGGACAGUUGAUGGUUUUCUUGGCCUAAGUCAACUGACAAAUUUUUUAAAAUUUGAUGGAGCAGUUCUUGAGUUUCUUCAGCUAGAUGAUUUUGGCAACAAAUCAGCAUUUCCAUGUACUCCAGUCAUUACAGGAGAAAAGGGAGGAUUUUCAGGGACGAUAAAAUUAAGUAUACCAUGGAAGAAUGGUUCUUUAGAUAUCAGAAAACUAGAUGCUGAUGUUUUUAUUGAUCCUCUAGAAAUAAGAUUACAACCCAGUUCCUUAAAAAGCUUUAUGUAUUUAAUGCAUGUUUUUGAGGAACUGGAGAACGACCACAAGAGUUUUAUGGACAAUAAACCGAACGAAUCUGUAUACUACAAUGCAUCAUUCCAUGGUUAUUCAUCAGAGUUUUCAUCUGAUAAACCCUCUCAGAAACCUGAAACAGAAUCAUAUCUGGAUGCUUUACUUAGAGGGUCACAUUUAAUAUCAGAUUGGAUGACAUCACCUGUUACCAGUAACCUAGACACGAAAACUGAAGAACCAGAUAUUGAUGCCAGUGUGGAUCAAUUCUUUGAAUGCUUUGAUGAAUUGAGAACUUCACAAUCUGCAUUGGGGAACAGUGGGAUGUGGAAUUGGACAUGUUCUGUUUUCAGUGCCAUAACUGCUGCAUCUAAUCUUGCUUCUGGAUCUCUUCAUAUCCCCUCUGAACAGAAACAUGUUGAAACUAGUCUCAAGGCAAGGAUCACACAUAUUGUAAUCUUGUUUUCCUUUGUGGAUGAAGACAAGAAGCCUUCUUGUAUCCAUUAUAUAAAUGCAGAUUUUCAUGAGAUGCAGCUUAUGUUACAGGUGUGUCCCCGAGAAUCAAACUUUGAAGCAUCAGUCAACCAUAUUGAGGUAGCUGAUCAUUUCAGCAAUACAUCCGAUUCAAAUGUGAAAACUCAAGAUUCAUUGAUCAGAAAGAAGCAAGCUGCAGUUGAAGGUGCUUGUCCUCCUUUGAGUUUUCAGGUUCAAAGUGAUUCUCCAAACGUUUCACAAAGAGGUUAUCGAGGUAUUUACAGUGAUGACGUGGCAAAGGUUUUGAUUCUUAAAACUUCUGGUGUCACACAAUGCCAGUUUAUCACACCUACUGUUUCCCAAGAUGUCAAGUCACAGCCAAAAUCUUUUUCUAUAAAACUUCCACCACUCGUUUUCUGGGUAAACUUUCAUCUGAUAACUACAGUGCUGGAUCUUUUCAAAGAAAUAGAAAAAUCUCGUGAAAUAUAUGUCAAAAAGGACCUUUCUGCAUCGAUCAGUGGUGAUAUCAAUAUCACCCCAAAUCACUCACAUAGAGAAGUUCUAAGAGGCAACAUCUUUCUUCUUGAUGCAAGAAUGGUGUUAUGUUUUCCAUGUGAGAAAAAUCAAAAUCAAGAAUAUAAAACCUACUUAUCAUGGAAUGAGUUCAUUGUCAUUGAUUUUUCUUCUCCAUUGCCCUUGGGGAAGGUCAAAUCAAGUCAAAGAUUUCGUGUCACACCCUCGCGUUCCUUCCACUUGAGUGUAGGAAAUAUAUCAGUCUACUUUGUGAAUGACAUGCAAAAUCUCAAAUUUCGUGUGGAAAGGGUAUUAUCGGUAUUUGAUAAAACAGGGCAUCCAUCUGUUUUCAGUAUGAUAUUUCAAGACAAUGCUGUGACUGGUCCUUGGAUAACAAAAAAAGCCAAGAUUCUUUCUACUUCAGAUGGAACCACUAGUAGGAAUAAAUCAACAGGAAAAGGCCAUGGGUUUGCAUUUGUAACCACAACUAAGGAUUUAGAAGACUUUAACACUCAAACACGAGAAGAAAUGGUUUUAACCUCUUCAUUUUUCAUUCAUGCUCGUUUAUCUCCAGUCACCAUCAAUUUAAACAGUUCUUUAUAUCAAAACAUACAUAAUCUUUCACACCAAAUUACCGAUUGGUUAUCACACAUAUCCCCUAAUCAAGUUCCCACUACACAAAAACACUCAUCAUCUCAAUCAUCAAUCUUUCUUGAAUGCAAUCUUGUGGAGAUUUCAGUAGCAAUGGAGGGAAUGAAAGACUCGAUUCGGAAUGAACUUCCGGGAUCUUGGUGUAAUCUGAAACUAAAAGUUGGAAACUUUGAGUUGUUAACUGUGUCAAAUACAGGGGGAAUAUGUGGGGCCAGUUUUCUUUGGGUGGGUCAUGGUGAGGGAGAUCUUUUGGGUUCUACUACAGAAGUUUCUGGUAAAAACUUUCUUCUUAUCUCAUGUGAAAACUCCACAAAGGGACGUGGAAAUGGUGAAGGUUCAAACAUACUGUCUUCUAGGCUUCCAGGGUCUGAUAUCAUACACAUGUGGGACCCACAAACUUUUAUGAGUCAAGUAUCUAUAAACAUCAGAUGUGCCACUAUAGUUGCCAUAGGUGGUCGUUUGGAUUGGUUUGAUGCUAUCAUAUCUUUUUUCAGCCAGACUUCAACCGAAAGUGACCAAAAGGAAGAUACAAUUUCUGGCUCUUCUUUUGUUCUUAACUUGAUUGAUAUCGGUUUGAGCUAUGAACCAUACUCAAGUAAUCCUACAUCUCAACAAGAUUCUGAACCUCGUGUUUCUGGUUUUCUAGCAUCAUCAAGUUUGAAACUUUCAAAUGUUUCAUCACCUAAUUCAGUCCAAAAGGAGUAUGAAAUCAAAGGUCAUGAUUUAGGCCUACUGUUAUGUGAAGAAUCUGGUGUUAAGAAUCUUGAAAGAUCUUACAGUGAGCAGAAUCUUCGAAGAUUUGGGUAUGUAAAAGUUGCAGAAGAAACACAUAUCGAAGCUGUUUUAAGAACAAAUUGUGUAAAUGGACAUGAAUGGGAAAUGGAAUGUCAUGAAUCUCAUAUUGUUCUAGAAACUUGCCAAGAUUCUACAUCAGGACUUGCUCGUCUUGCUGCUCAAAUCCAGCAGAUUUUUGCUCCUGAUGUUGAAGAAUCAAUUGUUCAUUUGCAAACAAGGUGGGAUGAUGUCCAGAUGUCACAAGAGAGUUGCAAAUCAAGAAGCUCAAGCCACCAUUCUGCUUCAUCAAGUUCUGAGUUUCAUGAAACGUAUACAGUCAACUUGAUGGAUGAAAUAUCUGAAGGAGCAUUUGAUUUGAAUGAAAGUCAUGAAUUUGUGCCACCUGUUAAAGUCCCAUUUCAGAUGUUUGGGUUGGAAGAUAGUGGACUGGAGUUCAUAGACGGGUACUUCAACAACCAAAGUUCCAGUGGCAAAACGGUAAUUCUAAAGGAAACUGAAGGGCAAGUUGGAAGCGGAUGGUAUGGGGAUUCACUUUUGACAAUUGUUGAGGAUCAUGUUUUUGGUAAUGGAGAAAAAACAAAAUCCAAACAUUUUGUUGAAAGUGGACCCUCUAAAAAAGUUAAGGGUCGUGUGGUUUUGAAAAAUAUGGAUGUAAGGUGGACACUCUAUGGUGGGUUGCACUGGCAAUAUACAACCGAUUCUUGCAUGAGGAAUAAAGAUAUAGGCUUAGAGUUUAAGCUUUCAAAGAUGGGUUUUCAAUAUGAUAUGUUCCCUGAUGGUGAAAUAACUGUCUCUAAGCUUUCUGUUUCAAUUCAAGAUCUCUGCCUCGAUGAUGUCAGCAAUCGAGCACCAUGGAGACAGAUUCUGGGGUGUUAUCAAUCAAAAGAUCGCCCUAGGGAAUCGUGUUCUAGGGCUUUGAAAUUUGAUUUAGAAUCUGUUAGACCACAUCCUUCAAUUCCUCUUGAAGAAUAUAGGUUACAAAUUUCAGUGCUUCCUAUUCGAUUACAUCUUCAUCAAAGCCAACUUGAAUUCUUAAUCAAUUUCUUUGGUGGAAAGAACUUGUCUCCUGAUCAUUCACAAGAAACAUUUGAAAUAGAUUUGCCAGAGGAGGCAUUACUUCCUUAUUUCCAGAAAUUUAGCAUAACACCUGUUGUUGUUCGUGUUGACUACAUUCCUUCUCGCGUUGACUUACCUGCUUUAGGCCAUGGGAAAUAUGUGGAACUUGUUAAUCUAUUUCAAUGGAAGGGUGUAGAGUUACAACUGAAAAAUGUUCAAGCUGUUGGUGUUUAUGGAUGGAGCAGUGUAUGUGAGACCAUUAUUGGCCAAUGGUUGGAAGACAUUUCCCAGAAUCAGGUUCACAAACUACUGAAAGGUCUUCCUCCAAUUCGAUCACUAGUUGCAAUUGGUUCAAGUGCUGCAAAAUUAGUUUCUUUACCUGUAAAGAACUAUAAAAAAGAUCGCAGAUUAGUGAAGGGCAUGCAAAGAGGAACAAUUGGGUUCUUGAGGAGUGUCUCACUUGAAGCUAUUGGACUAGGGGCACAUUUGGCAGCAGGGGUACAUGCCAUCCUCCUCCAAGCAGAGGAAAUAAUUUCCACCACCUCACCAACUUCCAUCCCAAGGCCUAUACAAACCAGGGUCAACCCAUAUGGACGACCCAGUCAACCCAAAGAUGCUCGCCAAGGGAUACAACAGGCUUUUGAGACCAUGAGUGAUGGUAUAGGAAGAUCCGCCUCUGCUUUAGUCCAGGCUCCCCUGAAAAAGUACCAACGCGGGGCAGGUGUCGGGUCCGCUUUGUCUACCGCGGUGCAGGCCGCUCCCGGAGCCGCCAUAGCUCCGGCUUCUGCCGCCGCACGUGCAGUCCACUCUGCACUUCUUGGUGUCAGAAAUAGCCUUGAUCCGGAGCAUAAAAAAGAUUCCAUGGAUAAAUACUUGGGCACAACUCAAUCUCAGCCUCUUUAGGAAAAGCCAUCAGAAGUGUGAAACUAUAACAAGAAACAAGAAGACGUAUUUAUUAGCAAGAGGCGAAAACAUGUAGUAGUUUUGGUUUUGCUUAUGGGACAAUAGUGUGGGGUCAUUGUGAUGUUAGUGACUCCCUGCAAAGGCUCUUGUGUGAAAUUACUUGAGUGCCCUUUGACUGCGGUGGAGAUUGUGUCAUGGAAGUGGUGGGUACAAGAGUCAUUUAGGUUUGAUGUGUACAUAAUAGGUGGUGGUGAUGGGGAUAUUCAUUUUAAGUGUGUAUUAGUGCUUCUUUUGGGUAGCUUUGUAAAGUUGUAAUUCUAAUGGGGGUUUUUGUAGGUAUAAUGUUUUCAUAAGUUUGCACAUUUCAUGAAAGCUUGAAGUUGUAUAAAAUUCCACAUGAUUUGUUGUACAUAAUUCAUGAUGAAGUGAACUCA